Messenger RNA from Botrytis porri, 543 nucleotides. RefSeq lists its product as uncharacterized. The transcript has a single exon. Bases 1 to 543 code for a protein of 180 amino acids. NCBI's taxonomy places the organism in Eukaryota, Fungi, Ascomycota, Leotiomycetes, Helotiales, Sclerotiniaceae. The record is from RefSeq and is a predicted model, not a curated record.
AUGCUUACCAAUCCUCCCAUCUCUCCACUCUUGUUUCUCCAAGCUGGUCUUCCGAAAUGUAGAACUAGAGGUCUCUUCCUUGGAAUAUCUCGUCUUUCUACGAAGGAGCGUGAGUAUGGGGUGGCAAAAUUGGUUGAUAAUGGGCGGGGAAACCUGAAGAGGCCGACGAGAAAUACAUUCGCUAGUGCGGGUAGGAAGGGAGGCAAUGUUAACGGGGAGAAUUUGAAUAAAGGACACGAGUAUCAUAUGAGCGGAGAAGAUAUCAAUACUUCACGAGAUUGGGAGAAAGAUGAAAUAGUCGAAUCGUUACCAGAGAAACAAUCGUUACAAAAGGCAAAAGAAUCUGUGUCCUACCGAAAGACUUCGGAAUACGCAAACAAACAUCCAUCUGGGGAAGUAAAAACAAAUAAAUCGUUUAUAAACACAAACACGCAUACCAAUGGGUCACCUGCCCCCGAAACCAAUUUCACAAUCCGCCGUUACGAGAUCUUCGGAGAUAGCCCCCAAAUUCGUAAAGCCGGUUUAGUACGUCGGGUUGGCUGA